CCUCCUCCUCCUCCUCCUCCUCCUCCUCAGUGUUCAGCUGCAGCACCAGCAGCGCCGUGACCAUGAUGCGAUCCGUCCUGCUUGUUUUGGCUCUGACAGCUGCCUGCAGCGGGAUCCUGCCAGAGAUCGCGGACUGGGGGAUCAACCACAUCCCGGAGUGGGAAGUGCGCAUGUUUGAGGGAGAGGAGCAGCCGCCCGAAGAUCCGCAGCUAAAACCUGAAGAUGCGGCUCUGCAAACAAACCAGAGUGUGAGAGAUCUCCCUGAUCAACACAAUGAUCUGCUGAUUGAUAAAGAUUCUAUAGACUCUUCAGCAGACCAGGAGACUGUCAAUAGUACUGAAGAAGCCCAAGCAGGUGAACUGGGGAACAAUAUUGAUAAUGGAUGUAUCUCUGAUGAAGAAUGCGGGAAAGAGAGGUAUUGCUUUUAUGACACACAAAAUUCUAAGUGUCGCCGAUGUAAAGACACAGAUGAGUCCUGCAGUAAAGAUGUGGAGUGCUGUGGGGAUCAGCUGUGCAUGUGGGGUCAGUGCACCCAAAAUGCAACAAAGGGAAAAGCAGGCAGCACAUGUCAAUACCAGACUGACUGCAGCCCAGAGCUCUGCUGUGCUUUCCACAAAGCCCUGCUCUUCCCUGUUUGUUUGGCCAAGCCCAUUGAGCGGGAGCGCUGUUUGGAUUCCUCCAACCACCUGAUGGAGCUGCUCUCCUGGGACGUGCAGAAUGAGGGACCAAGGAGACACUGUCCCUGUGCAGGAGACCUUCACUGCCAGCACCUGGGGCGAGGCUCCAUGUGCCUGAAAGAAGAAGACUCAAGUGAAGAGGACCUGACAGACUCCCUGUACUCUGAAAUAGACUACAUCCUUUAAACCUCAUUCAGUUCGAAUCAGCUCUUAAAAGCAUGUACAGCCAUUGUUAUUGUAUCCUAGGUCGUUUUUGCAAAACCAAUGAGCUUUAUGUUAGCGAUUUUAGUUCAAAACUGUAACACAGCACACCCAUCUUAAAAAAUAAAAUCACCUGUACAGGUAUGUCACAUUGUAUCAGCAAGUAUAACGGCUUGGCUGAUUAUUUUAGGUCAAAUCGGAUUGAAAAUGCUUAGAAACACAAAAUGGAAGCAAAAUAAAUGACAGAAAUAUGUAUUGUGAUUCUUUUUUUAGAAGUUUACCGUUAAUCCAAUGGAUUUAACCACUGAACCUCACGAGUGUAAAACAUUGCUAUUGAAAGUUAGAAGAUGCUAAACUCUGCAGGAGUUUCUGCUGUCAGAAACUGUGUUGCUCCUCUCCAAAGUCAUUUAUUUCAAAGAUUGAGGUGUCAACAUGUUUCUGCCCAGAACUUCAGUGUGGUUUCAGAACAUAAAUGUAUGCUUUAGUCUUCUGAGAUGAACUAACAGUAACCACCUACCAUGUUCAGACCCACACACCCAACCAGACCCCUCCAUACUAGUGAAAACGUGAUACAAUAUUGGGAUUUAUAAAAAAAAAACUAUUGAGAAGUACUUUAAAUACUCUAAUAUUCAUCUGGCUCUUCAUUGUACAAAGCGUAGAUCUUUCUAGCUAAAUGAAGGCGAUACAGGAUCUCAGAUUUGUGUGAUUAAAUUUGGACUAAAUGAAAUAUUUGAGUCACAGGUUCAAUAAGAAAUAUUCUAGCUCCAUGUUGUUGAUCACCUUUUGACACAUCCCAUCAGGGGUUGCCACAGCGAAUCAGCUUUUACUCAUUCAUAAAAUCUGGAAUGAAAUAAAAGUAUUUUUUUCUGUCUCAACA
Molecule: messenger RNA, 1755 nt
Organism: Oryzias latipes (Japanese medaka)
Lineage: Eukaryota; Metazoa; Chordata; Actinopteri; Beloniformes; Adrianichthyidae
Gene: dkk3a
Product: dickkopf WNT signaling pathway inhibitor 3a
Biological process (GO): negative regulation of canonical Wnt signaling pathway; multicellular organism development
Cellular component (GO): extracellular region
Molecular function (GO): co-receptor binding; receptor antagonist activity
Source: RefSeq, a predicted model, not a curated record